Molecule: messenger RNA, 2432 nt
Organism: Phascolarctos cinereus (koala)
Lineage: Eukaryota; Metazoa; Chordata; Mammalia; Diprotodontia; Phascolarctidae
Gene: PATL1
Product: PAT1 homolog 1, processing body mRNA decay factor
Biological process (GO): deadenylation-dependent decapping of nuclear-transcribed mRNA; P-body assembly
Cellular component (GO): P-body
Molecular function (GO): RNA binding
Source: RefSeq, a predicted model, not a curated record
UCCCUCCCCCAUCCCCCUCCCGCUCCGCCUCCUCCCUCCCCCCUUCUCCCUUCCCCCUCCCCCGACGAUGUUUCGCUACGAGUCCCUAGAAGAUUGUCCUCUGGAUGAAGAUGAUGAUGCUUUUCAGGCUCUGGGGGAAGAAGAUGAAGAUAUUGAUCAAUUCAAUGAUGACACGUUUGGAGCAGGUGCAGUUGAUGAUGAUUGGCAGGAAGCGCAUGAACGCCUGGCCGAAUUGGAAGAGAAGCCAGUGGUGGCAGCUGAACAGACAGGCAAUGGGAGCACUGAUGAGAUGGACUUGCUGGGAGACCAUGAAGAGAACCUAGCAGAAAGACUCAGUAAAAUGGUGAUUGACAGUGAGCUGGAGGACCCUGCUAUUAUGAGGGCACUGCAGACCAGGCCUGUUGUGCAGCCUGGAGGUCUCAAUUCUAGCAUUUGGGAUGGCUCUGCCGUUCUGAGACGCAUACGAGGACCACUUCUUGCUCAGGAAAUGCCCACAGUGUCUGUGUUAGAAUAUGCCUUGCCUCAGAGACCCCCACAGGGCCCAGAAGAGGAGCGGGACCUUUCUGAGCGGGCGUUACCAAGGCGUUCAACUUCUCCCGUCAUUGGGAGCCCUCCUGUCAGAGCAGUCCCGAUAGGCACCCCACCUAAGCAGAUGGCUGUACCCAGCUUUAACCAGCAGAUUCUUUGUCCGAAGCCUGUUCAUGUUCGUGCCCCAAUGCAACAGCGAUAUCCUGCUCCCUAUGGCGAGAGGAUAUCUCCAAACCAGCUGUGCGGUGUUGCGAACUCUUCCCUUCUGGGCCACCCAUUCCCUCCCAGUGUCACGCCUGUUCUCAGCCCCAUUCAGAGGGCACAGCUUCUAGGAGGAGCACAGCCUGGACGGAUGUCUCCCAGCCAGUUUGCUCGUCUCUCUGGAUUUGUAAGCAGUCCCCUCGCUACUAUGAAUCCCAAGUUGCUUCAGGGACGGGUUGGGCAAAUGAUUCCCCCAGCUCCUGGCUUCCGUGCCUUCUUUGGCGCACCUCCACCAGCUACGCCACCCCCAGCACAGCAGCAUCCCUCCUGCCCAGGACCUCACCUGCAAAACCUAAGACCUCAGUCCCAGAUGUUCAGACCAGACACAACUCACCUUCACCCACAGCAUCGUCGACUCUUACAUCAGAGACAGCAACAGAAUAGAAAUCAACAUCGAAGUAUAAAUGGUGCACCUGGGGAUCGAGGAGGUCACCGGAGCAACCAUCAGGAACAGCUACAAAAGGACCCAUAUGCAAACCUUAUGUUACAGCGGGAAAAGGAUUGGGUUUCGAAGAUCCAGAUGAUGCAGUUACAAAGCACUGAUCCCUACCUGGAUGACUUUUAUUACCAGAACUACUUUGAGAAACUGGAGAAACUCUCAGCAGCUGAGGAUGUGCAUGGAGAUGGCCCCAAGAAAGAACGUACCAAGCUGAUCACCCCCCAAGUGGCAAAGCUAGAGCACGCCUACAAGCCAGUGCAAUUUGAGGGCUCUUUGGGAAAGCUUACUGUCUCUAGUGUGAAUAAUCCCCGGAAAAUGAUUGAUGCUGUGGUAACAUCCCGGAGUGAAGAUGAUGAGACCAAAGAGAAACAAGUUCGGGACAAGAGAAGAAAGACUCUCGUUACAAUUGAGAAAACAUACAGUCUGCUCUUGGAUGUGGAGGAUUAUGAAAGGCGCUAUCUUCUAAGCCUGGAAGAGGAGCGGCAGGCACUGAUGGAGGAGAGAAAGCAGAAGAUAUGUGGCAUGUACGACAACCUGAGGGGAAAAUUGCCUGGGCAAGAAAGGCCAAGUGAUGACCACUUUAUGCAAAUCAUGUGUAUCCGUAAAGGGAAGAGAAUGGUUGCCCGUAUUCUCCCUUUCUUGUCCAAAGAGCAAGCAGCUGACAUCCUCUUGGCAACAGCCAGGAACCUGCCCUUUCUGAUCAAGAAGGACGCCCAAGAUGAGGUUUUACCUUGCUUAUUGAGUCCCUUCUCCCUUCUCCUUUAUCAUCUUCCAUCAAUGACUGUCACCAGCCUUCUGCAACAGCUAAUGAACCUACCUCAAAGUGCAGCUGCACCAGCACCCGCCAACCCACACCUCACUGCUGUGCUCCAGAACAAGUUUGGCCUAUCAUUGCUGUAUCUGGUCCUGAGCCGAGGAGAAGAGCUGCAGAGUUCAGAGCCGUCUACAGAGUUAAUGCAGGACACCCAGUGGACAGAGUUGAUGUUCAUGGCCACGAGAGAACUCCUGCGGAUUCCCCAAGCGACCCUGGCUAAGCCUGUCUCUACACCUGCAAACCUAGCAUCCCUCUUUUCUCGAUAUGUUGACCGACAGAAACUGAACCUGCUUGAGACAAAAUUGCAGUUGGUUCAGGGGAUCCGGUAGAAGAGCUCUGGAGGCACCUGUGUCUCCACGGGGCCGCUAUCUGCACUGCUGCCAUCACCAA